This is a messenger RNA of Phalacrocorax carbo (great cormorant), 1540 nucleotides long. NCBI's taxonomy places the organism in Eukaryota, Metazoa, Chordata, Aves, Suliformes, Phalacrocoracidae. The record is from RefSeq and is a predicted model, not a curated record.
GGCCUCGCGUCACGUGGCGGAAGCGGCGGGGCGCCUAAGAUGGCGGCGGCGUGAGUUGCAUGUUGUGGGGCCGCCGGGAGGAGCCGGAGCCGCCGCCGCGCCAUGGCGGUGACCGUGACGCUGAAGACGCUGCAGCAGCAAACCUUCAAGAUCCGUAUGGAGCCGCACGAAACGGUGCGGGCACUGAAAGAGAAGAUUGAGGCGGAGAAGGGCAGCGACGCCUUUCCUGUGGCUGGGCAGAAGCUCAUCUAUGCCGGGAAGAUCCUGAGCGAUGAUGUCCCUAUCCGCGAGUACCGCAUCGAUGAGAAGAACUUUGUGGUUGUUAUGGUGACCAAGGCUAAGUCGACGCUGGGCACCGCAGCCCCCGAGGCCGGAGCUGGCGGCACCUCGGAGCCUCCUGCAGCACCGGGGCCCCCCCCAGCCACUGAUGCCGUCCCCCCACCACCAGCUGCCCCCAGUGAGGAGACACCAUCCCACGAUCUCCCUCCGCUAACCCUCUCAGAGCCUGCGGCAGGCUCUGUUCCCCCCCCAGGUAGUGCGGGGCGCUCAGCUGACGCCGCCUCCACCCUCGUGACGGGCUCGGAGUAUGAGACGAUGCUGACGGAGAUCAUGUCGAUGGGGUACGAGCGGGAGCGGGUGGUGGCCGCGCUGCGCGCCAGCUACAACAACCCCCACCGUGCCGUUGAGUACCUGCUGACGGGCAUCCCCGGCAGCCCCGAGCCUGAGCGCCCACCAGUGCAGGAGAGCCGCCCCCCGGAGCAGCCAGCGCCUGAGGGGGAAAACCCACUGGAGUUCCUGCGGGAGCAGCCACAGUUCCAGAACAUGCGGCAGGUGAUCCAGCAGAACCCGGCCCUGCUGCCCGCCCUGCUCCAGCAGCUGGGCCAGGAGAACCCCCAGCUGCUCCAGCAAAUCAGCCAGCACCAGGAGCAGUUCAUCCAGAUGCUGAACGAGCCGCUGGGGGAGCUGGGUGACCUCGAGGGGGAGAUGGGCGCCAUCGGGGAUGAGUCCCCACAGAUGAACUACAUCCAGGUGACGCCUCAGGAAAAAGAAGCCAUAGAAAGGUUGAAGGCGCUGGGCUUCCCAGAGAGCCUGGUGAUCCAGGCUUACUUCGCCUGCGAGAAGAACGAGAACCUGGCGGCCAACUUCCUGCUCAGCCAGAACUUCGACGACGACUGAGAGGCCAGGGCAGGCGCCCCCCGGCCUCCCCCCCUGCCAGGGGGUAGGUGGCUGUGAGCGGCGCCCCCCAGGGGCUGUGGGUGUGGCUCUGCCCUUCAGGCAGGGGUGGGACUAGGGCCUCCAUGGGGCCCCAGCCCUGCCACGCCCUGAGGGAGCAGCAGCAAUGGGUGGAGCACCUGUAGUAGCCACCCCCCCCCCUCACCCCACCCCAAAAACCAGCGUGGGGUGAGCUCAGCAAACUGCUUUCUCCUGUCCCCCCUCCUUCCCCAUUUGGCCCUGGUGCGGGAGGGCGGGGGGCAGGGUGCAGCACCGCAGGAAGAACCACAACUUGGGGGAAAAGAUUAAACGCAGAAUUUUAAACCCA